Messenger RNA from Saccostrea cuccullata (small rock oyster), 1893 nucleotides. RefSeq lists its product as uncharacterized. The record is from RefSeq and is a predicted model, not a curated record. The coding region runs from base 1 to 1893 and encodes 630 amino acids. Lineage: Eukaryota; Metazoa; Mollusca; Bivalvia; Ostreida; Ostreidae. The transcript has 6 exons.
AUGAUGUUUGCAGGCGGAACUUCCUCCUCCGGUUCCACAUCCAGUAACUCCCAGUACAUAGGAUCCUUCAACCCUAACCAAAUGAUGAGCAGCAUGGGAAGCGGAAUGAAUAUGUUUAAUCCUGGUUCUCAAUCCGGUGGACAGACUUCGUCACAAUCAUCAGGUUCCACGGCAACGUUUGAUCCUACAAAACUCAACAACCAGUUAAGCAGCUCGUCUGGAUCCCAGACCAGUGGAAUGGGUGGGGGAUUUAAUCCAAAUCAGAUGAUGGGUGGUGGAGGUAGUGGAACAUCCACACAACAAUCAAGCUCUGGCGGAACUCAGUCCGGAAGUACAAGUGGAACAAGCAGCUCAGGAACUGGGACCUCGGCAUUUGGUGGUAGUUUUAAUCCAAACCAACAAGGUGGAGCUCAAUUCAACAAUCAACUAAGUAGCUCUACUGGGUCCCAGACAAGUGGUAUGGGUGGGGGAUUUAAUCCAAAUCAGAUGAUGGGCGGUGGAGGUAGUGGAACAUCGAGUGGAACUCAGUCCGGAAGUACCAGUGGUACAAGCAGCUCAGGAACCUCAGCAUUUGGUGGUAGCUUUAAUUCAAAUCAGCAAGGUGGUUCUCAGUUCACAAACCCCAUGUCACAAAUGGGAGGCGGGCAGGGAGGGGCAUCAUCAUCCCUCGUUCCAAAUUAUAACCCCAAUAACGCUGCAGUAAAUAUGGCAGGCGGGUAUGAUCCAAAUGCAGCUAACUCCGGACAGGGGACUGGAGGCAACACCCCAACUUUCACCAACGGAAUGGGAAUGAAUGCUAAGCAGCAGUCGAUGGGAGGAGGUUCGAUGCCAAGUGGAAAUGGCAUGACACAGCAAUCGGGAAGUGGAAGCGCCAUGCUACAAAGUGGUACGAGUAGUGGAGGUGCCUCGUCAUUUGGAAGUUCAACAAGCUCAGGAAGCAGUUCCACUGGAAGCAAUACACCUGGAAGUGGAAGUGCGUCCUCCUUUGGAAGUUCAUCUGGAACUGGAUCAGGCACUUCUUCAAGCGGUAGUGCUUCUUCUUUUGGUAGUCCAAGUGCAUCAGCGAGUACUUCCCAAGGAGGAGCAAAUUCAUUUGGAAGUCCUACAAACACACAAUCUGGGUCUUCAAGUGGAGGCAGCAGUUCAGGUGCCUCUGCAUUUGGUACUCCUAUGUCCGGAAGUAGCUCUAGCAGCGGAACAUCACAGACUUCCGGUGGGACUUCGAUGGCUGGAUCUUUUGAUCCUAUUAAAACAAAUGUCGAAACAACUCAGUCCGGAUUCAAUCCCUUAAGUCCAGUUUUAGCAUCUGGUGGCACGUUUGAUCCUGGUGCAGUUAACACACAAAUGGCAGUACAGGGUGCUAGUUUGAACAUGUUCGGUGGCGCUGGAGGUCGGGAUGCAAAUAAAAUGGAUGCUAAUUCAUUAAUGGGUGGAGCUCCUGGAAUGAUGGGUGGGGCGAAUCAGGUCAACGGUGGGUCCAGUGGUGGUAGCGCCGGGGCAAACAUGUUUAAUCCAAUGGGAUCAAUGAUGAGCGGUUCAUCCAGUGGCGCUGGUGGGACUUCCGGUCCAAUGAAUAUGAUGAAUACAAUGGGAUCAUCUGUAACAGGACGAACACUCAAUUCGGGAGGUAGCUCCGUGUCAUCUUCCAAUCCCAUGAUGCCUGGUGGACUUCCACCAGGCGGAAAUCCCCUGGAUCCAAUGGGGGCAAUGUCUGGUGGCGGGGACAUUUCUAAGUUUUCUGGAGGUACCAGUCUCGUGGAUCCGAAAGGAUUUAUGAAUGGAGGAGGAUUAACCGGGACCCAGUCAAAUCAGUUCUCAAUGCUAGGUAAGCGCUUUUUAUCUAUUUUCAUUUUUGCCUUACAAAAUAUUGUUCGAAAACGCAUGUCUCAUUAA